GCAGCAGAAGGAAUCCAGCAUGAGCUCCAAGCCAAAGCCCAUAGGGAUUAUCGGGGCUCCUUUCUCCAAGGGACAGCCUCGAGGAGGGGUAGAGAAAGGCCCCAAGGCACUGAGGAAUGCUGGUCUGGUGGAGAAACUUAAAGAGACAGAGUAUGAUGUGAAAGACUAUGGGGACCUGGCCUUUGCUGAUGUCCCUAAUGACAGCUCCUUUCAAAUUGUGAAGAACCCAAGAUCUGUGGGAAAAGCCAAUGAGCAGCUGGCUGCUGUGGUGGCAGAGGCCCAGAAGGACGGAAGAGUGACUGUGGUGUUGGGUGGAGACCACAGUAUGGCAGUUGGAAGCAUCUCUGGCCAUGCCAGGGUCCACCCUGACCUAUGUGUCAUUUGGGUGGAUGCUCACACCGAUAUCAACACUCCACUGACAACCAACUCUGGGAAUUUGCAUGGACAACCUGUGUCUUUUCUCCUGAAGGAACUGAAAGGAAAGUUCCCUGAUGUACCAGGAUUCUCCUGGGUGACUCCCUGCAUAUCUGCCAAGGAUAUAGUGUACAUCGGCUUGCGAGAUGUGGACCCCGGGGAACACUAUAUUAUAAAAACUCUGGGAAUUAAGUAUUUCUCAAUGACUGAAGUGGAUAAACUGGGAAUUGGCAAGGUGAUGGAAGAGACAUUCAGCUAUCUACUAGGAAGAAAGAAAAGGUCCAUCCACCUGAGUUUUGAUGUUGAUGGACUGGACCCAGCGUUCACACCAGCUACUGGCACACCUGUCGUUGGAGGCCUAUCUUAUAGAGAAGGUCUCUACAUCACAGAAGAAGUUUACAGGACAGGGCUACUCUCGGGACUGGAUAUCAUGGAAGUAAACCCAACUCUGGGGAAGACACCAGAAGAGGUGACUCGUACAGUGAACACAGCUGUAGCAUUGACCUUGUCUUGCUUUGGGACUUCUCGGGAGGGUAAUCACAAGCCAGGGGUUGACUACCUUAACCCACCUAAGUAAAUGUGGAUGUGUCACAUGAAAGCUGAUACAUGAAAGCAAAUCCAGUAGACCAAAGCAAGUUCUCCAAGAGCUCCUUCUUUCAGGAAUUUUCCCCCAGUAAGGAUUCCACCAAUACCUUUAUGGUAUGAAACUCAGGGUGUAGAAAUUUGAACAGCUAUGAAAUUAGGACAUACAGAAAUUAGGACAUAUGUAUUCCUACUUUAAGCAGAAGUUUACCCUUAAAAAGCAGUAUAAAUUAAUUCCCAAUUAAAGAUGCUCCAGCAUUUAAAAUACACAUCGAUGUAAGUGCCAAUUCACUAGAGUGGGCCUUAGGACAGUUGUGAACAAAGAUGUCCAAAGGGAGUUAGGUAACUGUGUACAUGUUGUUCAAAAGAUGUGAUUUUUUUGUAAUAAAUUCAUUAUAAAAUUC
Molecule: messenger RNA, 1400 nt
Organism: Phodopus roborovskii (desert hamster)
Lineage: Eukaryota; Metazoa; Chordata; Mammalia; Rodentia; Cricetidae
Gene: Arg1
Product: arginase 1
Exons: 8
Coding region: 20-991 (323 amino acids)
Cellular component (GO): cytoplasm; cytosol; nucleus
Molecular function (GO): manganese ion binding; arginase activity
Source: RefSeq, a predicted model, not a curated record